AUGAUCCGCGCAGUGGCAGAUCAGCGAGAUGCCACCUUUGAAAAAACACCGACGCAGCACCAACGGCUGCGUAACAUGCAGGUAUACACCGUUGAUGGACCACUGAGAUUUGUCGUCAUGCUCAUCGCAGGCAGGAUUCGACGCGUAAAGUGCGACGAAGGCCACCCAAGCUGUACCCGUUGUUCCAGCACAGGGAGGAAAUGUGACUACUACAACAAGCAGGCACCACCGCCACCCGCGGCGUAUCUCCUGGUGAUUCAGGUUCCCCGGUCGCCUCCGCCUCACGCUCGGUAUAUCGACCUGAGAAUAUUCGACUGCUACCACAGACUCCUCGCACCAACGCUGUUGAACUACGGCGGUGAACAUUUCUGGAACCGGCUCGUGCUCCAGGCGUGCCACCACGAUGAGGGCAUCAACCAUCUCAUCAUGGCUACUACCUGGGCAGGAAUUCGAAAUUCAAAGAUACUUCUCCCGGGUAUCGAUUCACCCAAUGCAGGGUUGAAUUACUUCUCGCAUUACGGAAAGGGCCUGGAAAUGCUAGGCCGGGCCGAGUCUCCCGAUCCCGGGGUCAUACUAAUGGCAUGUCUGAUCCUGAUGCUCUGCGACGAGCUCCAAGAGAACCAGUAUGGAGCACUGCGGCACUUGAUGUCGGGAAGAAAAAUGAUCACGUCGUACAUGUCCAGGAAUGAUCGUCGCUACAGCGACACAUCCAUUGCUGAAAUAGUGCGGAUGUUCUCUCGGCUGGAACUACAUACAGGAGAGAUCAAUCAUAUUGCCACGGGACGAUCGCUUGAGAUCUUGAAAAGCGGCGCCGUACCAACUCGCUCAAGUGAACGGCUGUUUUUCAAGUUUGGAUCUGUCGACGAGGCUGUCAACACGUUACAUCGUAUUGCGAUCGACGGCGCACGUCUUCAAUUGAAUUGCUCUCCGCCGGCUUCUCGGUUUCAUGUCGUUCCAAACCUCACCCUUCGACUCAACGACUGGCUCCAUCGCUUCUGCUCGUCCGAGGUCGGCACUCAGAAAGAACGCCAAAUACUCCGACUGUACCAUUUGAGUCUGGACACCCUGUCCCGGUGUGCCCCAUUCAACAACGAAUCCGCGUUCGAUGUCUACUUGAGCAACAUCGAACAACUGGUCAUUGUUUGCAACCUACGGGUGUUCUCCACCACACCCAGCCUAAUCCCGGUCUUGUUCUUUGUUGCCACUCGAUAUCGCAGCGCCAGUGUAAGAAGAAGAGCAAUCGAAUUGCUCCGUUCGUGUGGAACGGAUGGCCGAAUACUAGCUGCUAUCGCGAUGAAGGUGGUAUGGGUUGAGGAAAGAAAUGUCAGCGAACCAAUCACAUCGGCAGAUAUCCCCGAAGGAGACCGUAUUCGCUUGGUGGGAAUGCAUACUGGGGCUUCCCCAGAUUCUCUCCUCGUUGACUAUAGAGUAUGGCCAUAUCGACCCACAGUGCCCAUGGAAAUUGUUACCGUUCCCAUCAGACGCCUCUCACUGGCCAUUGGUGAUUUUGACCCUGUGCAUGCCGUGAGUAUUUGA
This is a messenger RNA of Exophiala spinifera, 1536 nucleotides long. RefSeq lists its product as uncharacterized. Gene Ontology annotation, molecular function: zinc ion binding; DNA-binding transcription factor activity, RNA polymerase II-specific. NCBI's taxonomy places the organism in Eukaryota, Fungi, Ascomycota, Eurotiomycetes, Chaetothyriales, Herpotrichiellaceae. The record is from RefSeq and is a predicted model, not a curated record. Gene Ontology annotation, biological process: regulation of DNA-templated transcription. The transcript has a single exon. Bases 1 to 1536 code for a protein of 511 amino acids.